GAAAAAGCAGCCAAGAUCACAAGGGCCGCUCGCACAGCUUUCACCAACAUCAUGUCACGACUCGCCAUCGCCGCUGCCGUCGCUGCCGCAGUCCUCUGCAACGGCCCCUUUGCCGCCGCCGCUGCCGUAGACUCGCCACCGCCCGCCGCGGCGGCAGUCACGACGACGACGCCCGCCACAAAGACGGCAGACGCUUCGUGUCCCACCGUCACGACGGUUCUGAGCGUGUGCUCCACGUGCUUCCGCAUCCAGUGCCAGACCCAAUCGACCAUCUCGUCCAUGGACGGGUGCGCGUGGCCGCCGGUGACGAAGACGACGCGCUACCCGUGCGAGGGGACGUGUCCCGGGGGAUGCGCGGGCACCGACUACAUUACCGUCACGGGGACUCCUUCGGCGGCGGCGGGGGCGUGCAAAUAGACAAAAAGACGGGAAACACUAUAUAUCGCUCUAGGAGGUAUGAGCAAGGGGUAAAAAGCAGAGGGGUAAGGAAAAGAAAGCAGAGAAGGAAAGAAAAGCAAUGGUGGGCAUGGAGGUGCCAGUCACGGAAAAUGGAUUCUCUCGGACGUAUAGCCACCACUUGUAGUAUGCCAUACCUUCUAGAAUG
Purpureocillium takamizusanense is the source of this 604-nucleotide messenger RNA. RefSeq lists its product as uncharacterized. The record is from RefSeq and is a predicted model, not a curated record. NCBI's taxonomy places the organism in Eukaryota, Fungi, Ascomycota, Sordariomycetes, Hypocreales, Ophiocordycipitaceae. The transcript has 2 exons. Bases 52 to 417 code for a protein of 121 amino acids.